Molecule: messenger RNA, 1447 nt
Organism: Prosopis cineraria
Lineage: Eukaryota; Viridiplantae; Streptophyta; Magnoliopsida; Fabales; Fabaceae
Product: methylthioribose kinase-like
Molecular function (GO): S-methyl-5-thioribose kinase activity
Source: RefSeq, a predicted model, not a curated record
AUGGCUUUUACGGAGUUUCGUCCGCUGGAUGAGAGAUCGCUGAUUGAAUACAUAAAGGCUACACCUUCCCUUUCUUUACGGAUUGGGAAUAAGUUCGAUGACUUAUUGGUUAAGGAAGUCGGAGAUGGCAACCUUAACUUCGUCUUCGUUGUCGUCAACUCUGCCGGUUCUUUUGUCGUCAAGCAAGCUCUUCCAUAUAUUCGUUGCAUAGGAGAAUCAUGGCCUAUGUCAAAGGAGAGAGCAUAUUUUGAGGUUCUGGCACUUAAAGAACAUGGUCGUUUAUGCCCUGACCAUGUCCCUGAAGUUUAUCAUUUUGACAGUACAAUGUCUUUAAUUGGCAUGCGUUACCUAGAACCUCCACAUAUAAUCCUGAUUGCUGGAAUUGAGUACCCGUUACUGGCAGAACACAUGGCAGAUUACAUGGCGAAGACAAUGUUCUUCACAACUCUCCUUUUUCGGACCACUACUGAGCACAAGAGAGAUGUUGCCAAAUUUUGUGGGAAUGUGGAAUUAUGCAGACAUACUGCACUCGUUGUUUUCUCUGACCCUUACAGAGUUUCUCAAUAUAAUCAUUGGACUGCUCCUUAUCUCGAUGAUGAUGCUGAGGCUCUUCGAGAAGACAAUUCGCUGAAGCUUGAAGUUGCUGAGCUGAAAUCCAAGUUCUGCGAGAGGGCCCAGGCACUCAUUCAUGGGGAUCUACACACUGGUUCUGUCAUGGUUACUCGGGAAUCAACUCAAGUUAUUGAUCCAGAAUUUGCAUUUUAUGGACCUAUAGGUUUUGACAUAGGAGCAUUCCUAGGAAACCUGAUGUUAGCUUUCUUUGCUCAAGAUGGACAUGUUGAUCAGGCAAAUGACCGAAAAGCAUAUAAAAAGUGGAUUCUUAAGACAAUUGAAGACACUUGGAAUCUUUUUCAUGAUAAAUUCAUUGCACUUUGGGAUGAGCAUAGAAAGGGUCCAGGUGAGGCCUAUCUUCCUACGAUUUAUAACAAUCCCAAGGUUCUGCUGCUUGCACAGAAAAAAUACAUGGCAGAUCUGUUUCAUGACACUCUUGGAUUUGGUUCAGCCAAAAUGAUAAGGAGAAUCGUUGGUGUGGUACAUGUUGAAGAUUUUGAAUCUAUUAGUGAUGCUAGUAAACGAGCCACCUGCGAACUUCGAGCACUUGAUUUUGCCAAGAUGAUUCUCAAGGAAAGAAGAAAGUUUGAAGGAAUUGCUGAACUUGUUGAAGCUAUUCGGCAGUUCUAGCCACAGCAAGGUUUUGCUGUCUGCAGCUUCCAUGUUUGGUUUUGCCGUCCAGAACUAGAUUUCUCUGUUUCCAUCAAAAUGUGGUUUUGAUGGUUUCUAACAUGAAAUCAAUCACACCAUAUAUAGUGAAUUUUCCAAUAUGAGAUUCCCUAUGUACUGCAUGACUUUCUUAUUGUCAACGUUAUGAAUAAUCAACAUUACCAGA